Betta splendens (Siamese fighting fish) is the source of this 736-nucleotide messenger RNA. RefSeq names its product mth938 domain-containing protein. The record is from RefSeq and is a predicted model, not a curated record. Lineage: Eukaryota; Metazoa; Chordata; Actinopteri; Anabantiformes; Osphronemidae. Gene Ontology annotation, cellular component: cytoplasm. The coding region runs from base 159 to 527 and encodes 122 amino acids. Gene Ontology annotation, biological process: positive regulation of fat cell differentiation. The transcript has 5 exons.
CGUGAAGAAAAGUAAACAGUAGAACCCAAAACAGCUGUUCCUCUGGCAUUGCAGUACUUUCGGAAACCGUGCAACGGUCAGUAGGUGGCAGUAGAGGAAUCAGAGCUGCUGAACAACAAAUGAACCGGAAGUGAUCGUGACGAGCAGCCUGACGCACCAUGUCCUCCCCUGAGAUCGCCUCCCUGUCCUGGGGCCACAUGAAGGUCCAGGGAUGCUCCUCCAGCUACAAGGACUGUAAGGUUUGGCCUGGAGGCAGUCGGGCCUGGGACUGGAGAGAGACUGGGACUGAUCAUCACCCAGGAGUCCAACCCGCCGACCUGGAGGAGGUGCUGAAGAAGGGGGUGGAGCUGCUGGUGAUUGGCAGAGGCAUGAGUGAGGCUCUGCAGGUUCCCUCCACCACUGUGGACUAUGUGAAGCAGAAGGGUGUGGAAAUCCGAGUCUUGCAGACUGAGAAAGCUGUUGCUGAGUACAACAAACUGGUUGGUGAAGGUGCCAAGGUGGGUGGAGUCUUCCACUCCACCUGCUGAUGCUGCAAACAUCUGCUUGGCUGCAGACUGAGCUCCGCUUUCCUCAGCAUCAUGUUGACCUGAGCCGGUUCAGCGGAGGCUCCAGAGGAAACAGAUCUGUGAACUCGACUCUGCAUGUAUUUCCACAGGGUGAUCCUAUUGGUCAUAUUUUUACAACUGCUGUGUAAUCUGAAAUACAAUAAAUUAAACCGACGGCAAGUAAAAAAGAA